Messenger RNA from Brassica napus (rape), 369 nucleotides. RefSeq names its product F-box/kelch-repeat protein At4g38940-like. The coding region runs from base 1 to 369 and encodes 122 amino acids. The record is from RefSeq and is a predicted model, not a curated record. NCBI's taxonomy places the organism in Eukaryota, Viridiplantae, Streptophyta, Magnoliopsida, Brassicales, Brassicaceae. The transcript has 3 exons.
AUGACAUGUGGUGAAGAAAACUAUGGAAUAACUUUGUUUACGUGCCAGAGGAAAAUAAAUGGGAAACAGACGAGGUAUGAUCCAAAGGAGAGGCGCUGGGGAGUGGUUAAAGGUUUGGAUGAGUUGUUGGCUGAGAUAAGACUCCGAUUUUGGACAGAUAUUGUGCGUUUCGGUCGGAAUCUGGCUUUGUAUUUUUCUAAAAGAGAAGAAGAACCGAGUAGUGAAACAACACAGAAGAUUUGGUGUGCGGAGAUUUCGCUUGGAAGACGUCAAGGAGGUGACAUUUGGGGUAAAGUUGAGUGGUGCAAUCAUGUUUUGACUGUUGGGCAGCUUGGCGCCAAAUGUCUCGAUGAGUUUACUUUCCAUUAA